Messenger RNA from Lactuca sativa (garden lettuce), 1310 nucleotides. Its product is annotated as phosphatidylinositol-3-phosphatase myotubularin-1. NCBI's taxonomy places the organism in Eukaryota, Viridiplantae, Streptophyta, Magnoliopsida, Asterales, Asteraceae. The record is from RefSeq and is a predicted model, not a curated record.
GGUUUAUUCUCUGAAUAAACAAGAGGUAUUUUUUAUUUUAAAAGGUAAAAAAUAAUACGCAAACAAAAGGUGUGAAUUUGAAAUUUUAAGACACUGUAUCUUAAUUAUGAAAUUAAGAGAGUAAACAAAGAGGAACUAAUUCAAUUUUGAUAAGCUGUCUACACUAACAAAAAAACGCUUAUUUCAUUACAUUUAGGAAUUGACCAAUAUACCCCUAAAACUAAUAAAAAGGUUUUUGUUGAUAUGCUGCGACACCAGACAAGAAAAACACACACACAGCACGCCUCCAUUCUUCUCUCGUCGGCUCGAUUCCCGAUUGCUCGCCGCCGGAUACCAUCGCACCCCACAGAUUCGAUUCAGAAUGUUUUCGGGUUCAAGAAUGUCUGCAAGCGGAAAAGGAGCAGCCUUGGAACUACGUUCUCUUGUGUUGGCGUUUGGUGUGAAGCAAAAAAUCGGGUGGACAUCAUACCCAACGAACUAGGAUAGAAAAUCACGCCAUCUGUCAUAGUGUUUGAUGAUGAGAAAAUGAUGGUAGGCAAUGCUGCAAAGUACUAGAUGGCUCGGAACCCUAGUAACAUUGUCCUUGAUUUUUGAAGGCAAGGUAGUGUGGUGCACCCACCAGUGCAAUUCACCUAUCAGAGAAAGAGGACUAAAAAGAUUCCAUUUAUGGAGGGGACCACAGACACUCACGAAAGCACUGCAAGAUUGGGGCAUGGUGGUCUUUUUAACACUGGUGAAGCAGAGUGAAGAAUCCAUGGAAGUUAAUGCACUUGGAACAAUACCAUUGGCCACCAUUGAAAAGUUCAACAAGAUUGCUUUUGUGUUCAAAUUUGUUCUCCUAUUUCAGUCAAAUCCUUCUUUGAUCCAAAGCUCAUGUUAAUUUUGGGCAGAAAAUAUCAAAACAAGCUCCUUGAAAUGAUUGAUGACAGGGGGACUUGUACAAGUCUGUUAAAAUUGAUGACUGUUUCUGGAGCUUAGAGGAUCAAAAACCAGUCUCCAUUCUUUUAACAAAACAGCAUCAAAUGGAAUGGUGAACCUGAAAUUGACACUCAGAAAGUUGAACCUGAAAACAGUAAUCCAUGGGAUUUAAUAGGAAUCGGAAUCCAAUUCCAUUCCAGUCAUUCUUUUGGAUGCAAGAUAUGUAGGAAUGGAGAAGAUGUAUGAUGAAAUGCAAAAUAUGAUAGGAAAUUGAGAAUUUUGGUACAUUAUCUUAUGAAAUCAAAUAUCAAUCAAUGUUUAACUUUAGUAUUUUAAUGUUAAUGUUUGUUUUGGAUUUUAACUUUAGUAUUUUAAUGUUAAUGUUUGUUUUA